CCUAUCACGGACACGCGCAACAUAUCGAAUGGACAUUGGGCACGUUGAGAGACGCUGGGUUCAAGAUUGCGCUCGAGAAGAGCGAAUUUUUCCUCUCGAAAAUUUCGUUAUUGGGCUACGUCGUGACACGUGGAGGACUACGACCGGACUCAAGAAAGGUUGCAGCAGUGAAGGAAGCCCCGGUUCCCACGUCACUGACACAGGUUCGAGCCUUCUUGGGGUUAGCGUUGUACUACCGACGCUUCAUCAAGGGCUUCGCCGCGAUUGCACGACCAUUAACGAAUCUGCUACGGAAGGAGAAUUAAGGAGAGAGGCCGGGGAAGCAGCGUCCCAGUUGGCCGAGGACGGGGAAGAAGAACGCAAAGCAGAAGAAGAAGCGGCGGAAGCCGAGGACAAAGAAGAAGAAGAAGCAGAGGGGGAGACUUCGGAAGAAGAAGAGGAAGCCUAUAGCGAGCACAGUGAGGAGGAGCAAAGUAAAGAGGAGGAGGGCGAAGACGACGACGAGGGAGUGGGAAGCGGAGAAGACGAUCGGGAGCUAGCGCACGACGAUGAACUCGAGUAUGGCCUCCUUAAUGGAGGGCCUGCUUCUACACACGAGGAGGAGGAGGAGGAGGAAGAAGAAGAAGAAGAGGAGGAGAAGGGGGAGAACGAGGAGGAGGAGGAAGAAGAAGAACAGGAGGAGGAGGAAGCAGAAGAAGAGGAGGAAGAGGAAUAUGAGGAGGGGGCAUUGACGAUGGAGGAAGAGGAAGAGGAGGAAGAAGAGGAGGAGGAGGAGGAGGGAGAAGAAGAGGAGGAGGAGGAAGAGAAGGAGGAGGAGGAGGAGGAGAAGGAGGACGAGUCAGUGGAAGAGGAGGAAUGGGUCGUGGCGAUGGAGGCCAAGGAGGAGGAGGAGGAGGAAAAAAAAGAGCAGUAGGGUGAGGAGGAGGUCGAGGAGAAGGAGGAUGUCUUUUAAUUUUCACCACAACCUUUGAUGAUUUUUCUUUUCUUUUUGAUAAAUUCAAAUUGACUGA
This is a messenger RNA of Chara braunii, 1010 nucleotides long. The record is from the annotation of a GenBank genome assembly. Lineage: Eukaryota; Viridiplantae; Streptophyta; Charophyceae; Charales; Characeae.